Engraulis encrasicolus (European anchovy) is the source of this 1190-nucleotide messenger RNA. Its product is annotated as zinc finger protein 239-like. Gene Ontology annotation, biological process: regulation of DNA-templated transcription. Gene Ontology annotation, molecular function: RNA polymerase II cis-regulatory region sequence-specific DNA binding; DNA-binding transcription factor activity, RNA polymerase II-specific. The transcript has 2 exons. The record is from RefSeq and is a predicted model, not a curated record. Bases 78 to 1190 code for a protein of 370 amino acids. NCBI's taxonomy places the organism in Eukaryota, Metazoa, Chordata, Actinopteri, Clupeiformes, Engraulidae.
AAGAAGAUAUUUAUGAUUUCCUCCCGGAGUAUUUGUACAGAACAAAGGAGGAAGAGAAUGAAACUGGCACAUCGUACAUGAAAGAAGAAGCCAUGGGCGUGAAAAGAGAAACAGAGUAUUCUUUAAUGGAAUGCAAUGGAGACAUGGCCCUAAUAGAUGAACACCAGACAGCUUCUACUAGCACAGACCAUCAACAGUGUGCCACAUCUGAAAAGAGGUUCGAAGCAGAACAGCACCAGAGAACCCAUGCACCAGGAACCCCAUUCAAAUGUGCCACAUGUGGGAAAGGAUUUACACAUAAGGGUCAUCUCAACACGCAUCAGAGAACCCAUACUGGAGAAAGGCCUUACCAGUGUGAUAUGUGUGGAAAAGGAUUCAGAGAGAGAGGCAAACUCAUGAGACAUCAGAGAACCCAUACUGGAGAAAGGCCUUACCAGUGUGCUUUGUGUGGAAAAGGCUUUACAGAGAAAGGCAGCCUCAUUUCCCAUCAGAGGAUCCAUACUGGAGAACGGCCAUACCAGUGUGCUACGUGUGGAAAAGACUUUAAAGAGAAAGGUCACCUCAUGGAACACCAGAGAAUCCAUACUGGAGAAAGGCCAUAUCCAUGUGCUACAUGUGGGAAAGGCUUUACAACUAUAAGUGCUCUCACCAUCCAUCAGAGAACCCAUACUGGAGAUAAACCAUAUCAAUGUUCAACAUGCGGAGCAGCCUUUUCACAACUCACCUCUUUGGCUUAUCACCAGAAAACCCACACUGGAGAAAGGCCUUACCAGUGUACUACAUGUGGAAAAGGCUUUAAACAGAAAUGUGACCUUAUUACCCAUCAGAGAAUCCAUACUGGAGAAAGGCCUUACCAGUGUUCUACAUGUGGAAAAGGCUUCACACAGAACUGUGAUCUUAUUUCUCAUCAGAGGAUCCAUACUGGAGAAAGGCCUUACCAGUGUGCUAUGUGUGGAAAAGGAUUCAUGAGAAAAUGUAGUCUCAACAAGCAUCAGAGAACCCAUACUGGAGAAAGGCCUUUCCAGUGUGCUACAUGUGGAAAAGGCUUCAUACAGAACAGUAGUCUCAUUUCCCAUCAGAGGAUCCAUACUGGAGAACGACCAUACCAGUGUGCUACAUGUGGAAAAGGAUUUGGACAUAAAAAUAAUCUAAACAGGCACCAGAGAAUCCAUGCUGGAGAAGGUCCAUAG